Messenger RNA from Mytilus californianus (California mussel), 9396 nucleotides. Its product is annotated as E3 ubiquitin-protein ligase TRIM71-like. The coding region runs from base 325 to 2646 and encodes 773 amino acids. The record is from RefSeq and is a predicted model, not a curated record. The transcript has a single exon. Lineage: Eukaryota; Metazoa; Mollusca; Bivalvia; Mytilida; Mytilidae. Gene Ontology annotation, molecular function: protein binding; zinc ion binding; ubiquitin protein ligase activity. Gene Ontology annotation, biological process: protein polyubiquitination; proteasome-mediated ubiquitin-dependent protein catabolic process.
UAUUGAUGAGGGGAGAAAAUGGCGUCUUGCACAGGGCGAACGGAACUUUCACAAGAUAUGAAGUUAUUGCGUUUAUUUCAAAGCUGAGUUGAUUGUAAGUUAACCUUAUCGCAAUUAUAACAUAACAACAUUUAUUACUAUAAACUUUUACUUGUAAUGGGAUCCGUGUGAGAAUGAAUGACUAAAACACAUAUUUGGAAGGUUACCAAGUGUCCAUAAUAGUCGACCUCGUUUUGUGAGCAAGACAAAUCGCCAUGUAGGAUCACAAACACCUCGGUUUUUCAAACCAAUCUACCUCAUCAGGCUCAUGAACUACCUCGCCCAAUGGCCGCAUAUUCGGAGUCAGUCGGGGAGCAGUUGGCGUGUCCUGUUUGCCUCAAUAGAAUUGACGAUCCUCGAAUAUUGCCUUGCCUUCACUCAUUUUGCAGGCGGUGUUUGGAACAGGCUAUCAACAGGGAUCAAGGACAAGAUCAAGGUGUUCUUCGGUGCCCAACAUGUCAACAAAGUGUAUCACUGGGACCUGAAGGUAUUGAUAAUCUUCCUUCAAAUUUGUUUGUUUCGAAUUUAUUUGAGGCAAUGGUACAACAUGAAGACUACGAAACUAAUGGAGAGAGGCCAAUCACGGGGACACGAUGGUGUAGUUCGUGUGAGGAGGGAAGUAAAGCAACAGCUGUGUGUAAAAAUUGCAAUGAAUACCUAUGUGAUAACUGUGUGAUGGCACAUCAACGUGUGAGAUUGACUAAAGAUCAUUAUAUUGAACGUCUUUUAAUGAACCGUAGUAGACCACAUUAUAGUUCACUUGCUGCUCCCUUAAGUUCACCCUCAUCACUCCCUCAAAACAUACAGCUUCCAGAUUCUUUAUCAAACAGUUGUCCAAGACAUGAACAUGAAAUUCUCUGUUUUUUCUGUGAUACCUGUUCAGUGGCAAUAUGUCGUGAGUGCACCAUGGUUGAUCAUAUUGGACAUAAUCGUAUCUACCUCCAUGAUGCUGUUGAAAAUUCAAAAGCCAUCACCGUGCGACUUCUUACUGAUGCAAAACUAAGUAUUAAAGCUUUAGAAGAAGGUAUUGAAAAUUCUCAGAAUAUGGCUGAACACACUGAAGUAAGAUCCCAGGCAGUAGCAAAUGAAGUCCGUGCAACAACUCGACGCCAUAUGAUUGCAUUGGAGGAAAGGGAACGUGAUUUACUCAGACAUGUAGAAAAGGUUAGACAGGUUAAGGGAAAAUCAUUGCAUCUGCAAAUCGACGAUUUAAAGCAAGGUCUUUCAUCUCUUAUGCAAACUGUUGAUCAUGUUGAAAACAUGCUGAAUACGGGUACUGAUAUGGAUUCACUCAAUGCAAGGGGAAUAAUUGUGAAUGAAAUGCAAAAUGUGCGCAAACUCCGAGGUCAUUUACAACCUCAUGAAGAUGAUAACAUUAUGUUUACACCUCCUGAUGCUGCUUUAUAUAAUGCUAUCAGCAAAAUGGGAAUAAUAAGCAGCAGUGCAUAUGCACCAAACUGCAUAGCAACAGGUGAUGGCUUGAAAAAAGCAUUAAAAGGGAAGGUUUCAAUGUGCAUGAUUCAUGCCAAAGACCACCAUGGAGAGCCAAGAAUGAUAGGUGGAGAUCCUGUUGAAUGUAUAAUACAAAGUCCUGAAGGUGCAUUGUAUAGGACUGAAGUUCUUGAUCGUCAGAAUGGAACAUAUACCAUAUCUUAUCGUCCACAAAUGGAAGGAAAACAUAUCAUUUCUAUAACAAUUCGUGGCAAGCAUAUUGCAGAUAGUCCCUUUAUAGUGCAAGUAAGAAGUGGUCGAAACUAUAUGACAGUUGGACAGCUUUUUCUUCAGUUUGGUGGAGAAGGAGAAGAGGAAGGCAAGUUUUGUCGUCCAUGGGGAGUAUGUUGUCAUAAGGAUAAUUAUAUAAUUGUUGCAGACCGAAGCAACAAUAGAGUUCAGGUGUUUAACCCCGAUGGCACUUUUCAUCACAGGUUUGGAUCUGCAGGAACAAGGCCUGGGCAAUUUGAUCGACCAGCAGGUGUUGCUUGUGAUUCACAGGGAAAUGUAGUCGUUGCAGAUAAGGACAACCAUAGAAUCCAAAAAUUUACUAUUGAUGGCAAUUUUCUUAUUAAAUUUGGUGAGAAGGGAAAUAAAAAUGGCCAAUUCAACUAUCCAUGGGAUGUUGCACUGAAUUCUGAAGGAAAAAUAUUAGUUUCAGAUACACGAAACCAUCGUGUACAGUUAUUUAGUGCCGAAGGACAAUUCUUGAACAAAUAUGGAUUUGAAGGAUCCUUAUGGAAACACUUUGAUUCUCCAAGAGGUGUCUGCUUUAAUAAUGAAGGACACAUGGUUGUUACUGAUUUUAACAACCAUCGUUUACUUGUGAUACACCCUGACUUUCAAACAGCAAGAUUUCUUGGAACAGAAGGUUCUGGUAAUGGACAAUUCUUGCGUCCUCAGGGAGUGAUUGUAGAUCAAGAGGGUAACAUUAUAGUCACAGAUUCCAGGAAUCAUCGCAUUCAAGUAUUUCAGCCAAAUGGCAACUUUAUGUGCAAAUUUGGAACACCAGGUACAGGUCCGGGUCAAAUGGAUAGGCCUUCAGGUAUUUGUUUAACCCCAGAGGGGCUUCUUGUUGUUGUUGAUUUUGGAAACAAUCGUGUACAGUUAUUUUGAAUAUUGUUAUUUCUUGCUUGCUUUUUCCCUUUAAGGGUAGACAAAAUUCAAUGUUAUUGAAUAAGAGCAUUAUAGCAAUCAAGUUCAUAUUUCAGGAAAAGAAAACAGUUUCAGAAACUGCGUACUUUUACUCUUGUACUGUACACUAGAUUAUCCUCACGCAUGAUAUGAAAAUGCUUGGUAAUAAGAAUAUGAUGACUGGCCUGGGUUGUUAUAAUUGUAUGAAUGUCAAUGCUGAAAGCAUUUUGCAGCACUUGUAUAUAUAAGUCAGAUUGUUUUGCUUUUGAUUUACUGAGUUAGCUUGAAGUCUGAACUUGAUUGUUUUAUACUCGGAGUAAAGCUAUGUCUUUUUUUCCUUUCUUGUCAUUAUUAUUGUCGCUAAAAGUGAUAGACUCAGGUUUAUUUUCACAUGCCAAAGGCACAAAGCUCAGGGAAUUAGUUGUGUUUUCAGCAUUCAUGCAUGUUAUUUGUGCGAGAUUAAGGCUUAUAUACAAAUAUUCUAGAUAUCAGUGUCCAAUGUCUUGGAUGUUUGAAAGACAAAUAGCCAGUACCUACAAUGUAAUGUCAGAUUUUAAAGAUUAGAAAAAUAAUCAUAUAAUUUUGAUUAAAAAAAAAUAAAGUUUAGAGUAUUAAAGAGAUCAAGAUUUUAACAUUUACAUAUAUAUAUAUACUUUCCCCAUUUUCUUCAAUAGGUCAUGUAAGUGAUAAUAACCAGUAUGCACCUCAAAAAAUUAAAAAUAUUUUUGUUUUUAUUUUAAGUGUAAUCGGAUGGCACAUUUAAUUGAUAAGUUAUUAGAAAUACAGGUAUGAAUAGACACGAUAGAUGUUUUUUAAACUUCUUCAAAAGAAAAUAUUAAAAAGUUUCAUACAAGUAUUGUUUCAUUUUACUAUGUAUAUAUUUAUAUAUAAAAAAAAUCCUUAUUAAAAACUACGACCAUUUGAACAUGUAACUUUUUAAAAAUUAAAUCAACAUGAUUAAAACUGAAAAAAAUUAUUCAUUCUGUUGAUUACAAAUUAAAUUAACCAAUAUUUUCCAUUUGGUUAUCAAAAAAAUAAAAUGUUUUUAAAACAAUAUAUAAAAUGAAAGACUAAUUAAAAUCAAGUGGUUUAUUUUAGGAUAAAGUUCUGAAAAAAUAAAGGUCUGAAAAAAAGCUACCUCUCAAAAGCAUAGUACAUUAUGUUCCCUAAAAUUGAUGUUUAUAUUAGUUGCUAAGGGAAACAUGACCAUGACUAUAUCUAUGCUGAUCAAACAUUUCAUGUUAAUCCAAGCAGGGAAUUUGGUCAGUAAAUAAAAAUGAUAUAAUAUAUUGAUAUACAAUCUUGCCCAUAAUUUAAAACUUAUUGAAAAUUUGUUAAUAUGUACCAUUCAGGAAUUUUACUUGUGUAGUAGAUUUUUAAUUGUUAUCACUGGCUAAAUACAAAAUUUGCUGGUGGUUUUCUUGAGCCUUCAUAAAAUAAAUUGCAUUGUAAGGAUGCAAGCUUUGAGAAUGUGUUACAUGUAGGUUUUAUGAGAAAGAGUUUGCUAAAAUGUUUAGACAUAAGCUUAUUAUUAUUAGUAUUAUCAGAAUUUUUCUUUCUUGCAACAUGUAUGUGAUUGAUUGAUCCUUUGGCAUAUAGUUUUCAGUGAAAUUGCAUUUCCAAAUGUUGAAUAUUUUAUAGACUAAAUACUAUUGAUUUUGAUUUAGCAAUAUUUUUUAUUUUAAAUUUAUUGAUGUGUAAGGAAAUUGUUUUAAGCUAAAUGGGGAAUUGAACUUGUACUCUAGAAAUACACAUUACCCUGGUUUGUGUAGUGUCUCCAUGUGUCAUAGUUUGUAUAAAUAUAUGAAGGUAGUAAUAUUUUCCUUUAUGAUCACGAGAUGUUAAGUCAGAAAAGGACCUAGGAUUCUAAGCAUUUUCUGUUAUAAAGAAAGGGGGUUACAUGUAUUGUAUAUAUAUAUCUGGGAGUGCCAGUUUAAGCAGUCAUUACAAAUUAAGCAUAUUAAAAUAUUGCUAUUAAAAUACAUUCUUUACAUUUAUUAUAUUUUAUUUCUAUCCAUAAUAAAUUAAUUAAAAAACAAAACAUUGAUAAAAAUGUAAUUACAUCUAUUAUUUUUUUGGAAUAGAGCAAAACCCUAUUAUAUUUGUUUCACCUUUAGUAACCUCAAUGGCUUAUUGUUAAUUUUAAGGCUUGGAAUUAAUUAAUUUCCCAUGGUAAUGUGGAUAUCCUGUUGUUUACUAUUAUCUUUGCCAGAUUUUUGACAUAACAUUUUCCUUUGCCCUCCAGCUUGAAUUGGACAUGCAUAUUAAGCUGGACAUUCCCAUGUGAUGGGUCAUUUUGGGCCUUCUCUUGUUAUUUAAUGGUCAUAAAAACACUCACAUGACCUGGUCACUAGAUGAGAUCAUUUGGGUCAGGGAGUUGUUUACAACAUUAAUGUUUAGCCACAUUAGAUUUUGACUUUGUAGUUGUGAUAAAUAGAAAUUGUGUUUCUACAAAAUUUUUGGGAAAAAGAAAGAAAUAUAUUACAUUGUAAAUUAAAAGAAAAUAUAAUUAAAGGAGAUCAUACAAUUUUGAAGCACAAAUUGAUUUAUGAAAUUUGAAAUAAAGUCACUUACAAAGAUAUAUUUGGGGAGGGUUGAAUUUUUUAGUUGUGAAAAAAAAAUGCUGAUUCUGGUGAAGGUGUUAUUUUUGUACCCAUGCUUUAUCCCUUUUACACAUGAGACAAUGAAUGAUUAAUGAGAAAUGCAAGGUUUGUUUGAAGUAUUAUAUUCACUGGAAAAUGUUUAAUAUUUUUGUUAUAUUAGUGUAGUAUAUAUAAUCUAGCUUUUAGAAUGGAAUAUGUGUUUGUUUUUUUUUAAUGAUAUUGCAUUUCCGGUGCUUGUUGAAAAAAUUAUGUGCUUGUAUUUUACUAUUUUUGCAUGUUCUUUAAUAGCAUUGUUUGUGAUGAAAAAGAUUAUAUAUCUUUACAUUUAUUGUUAGGGUAUAUGAUAUCCUUUCCCUUUCAUUGUUUGUUACUCAUUUUUUUGUACAAGAGUUUUCCAAAAACUCUUCUUUUAAUUUAGAAAUUACAGUCUUUGAAGAUGACAUUAUUUUUAUCUGUACAUUUAAUUCUAAAUGUAGGCAGAUUAAAAUCAACAUUGACAAAAACAAAUUGUGGACAGCAUAUCAAAUGCAUACUUUUUUUCAAAAGAUUAUUAUUUUGUUAAUUUUCUUUAACAGAGAAGCAUUUGCCAAGAAAAACAAACCACAAGAUUCCUUAAAAAAAUAUUGGAAGGAUGUUCAGUUUUUUUCUUAAAUGAUUUUGAUACUCAUUUUUGAAAGAUUUGUUUUAAAUCAAUAAUGUUUUAUCCUUAUAAUUACCAGCAAAUCAUUUCAAAUAUUAAAUUUGACCUUUUGGAAUGGUAAUAUUUAAGAUUGAUAACUGCAUAUGAUGAUGUUGCACUUACUAAAGAAAAUAUUUGUUUCAGAUUUAUGUAUUUACAAAAAAAAAAAUUAACUCUUUUUUUUUUUUAAUUUGCAAACUUUUUUCUCCAUUUGACAGGUUGGUGUGUUUUAAAGACAUGCUGAAAAAUUGUUAUAGAUAUUCAUGAAAUGUAGAAUGGCAAUACUAGAUUUUAGUAAUUUUUUUUGCAAUAUUUCAGCUACAUUUUAAUAUUUGAAGUUGUAUAUUUAAGGACAUAGAAGUUCAGAAAAAUCUUGUACAAAAAUAAUGGGACUUCAGGUAUUUGAAAUACUUGCUGCACUGUUUGAGGAAAACUACACUGUACAUAAUUUGUACAAUGUCAACUCACCAACCAAAUAAUUCUAAAAAAAUAUAUCACUUGUUGAUUUAGACAAAUGAAUCUUCAAAAGAAAUUAUAUGCGCUACUUUGUGAUUAUGUCUUUUGUUUGUAUGAUAUGUAUAUUAACUGUUUUUUUUUUGUCUCUGACGUUGGAUAAAACGGGUAUUGUAUUAUUAUUGUAGGCUUAAUAGGCAAAUAUGCUUAAAAGCUGGUUUUAAAACCUUAUUACCUCAUAUGCUAUGAUGUAAAUAUAUAUAUUAGCUUAAGUUGUUUAUAUUACUUUUAAGCCUUUUGAAAAUUGUUUUUCUCUCAGGCCUGUAAUGAUAAUAAGAUUGAUUUUACACAUUUAUUUUUAAUUUGUUUGGAAACGUUUUAUGAAAGAAGUUAUAUUAAUUCCUUAUCUAAAAUAAUUAACUAGAUUUUUUAGACUAAUAUUCUUAUAGAAUUAUAAAAUUAUAGUUUGAAAUAUUUUAUGUUAACAUUACAAAGACAUGAAAGACAAUUUUUAAAAGGCAAUUUUUUGUUACUUGUAGACUUGAAGUUAUGUUAUUUACCGGUUGUUUAUUUCUGUAAAUCCAUAUUACGUUAAUUUCUCAGGCAGCAUAUCAUUUUCAUAGAUUUUUGCCUAGCAAAGAAUGUCCUAAUGCACAACACCAUACAAGAAAGGCAAUAUAGUAACACAGUUACAAAUUUUUGAUGUUAUUUUUGUUCCAAACUUGGAGUACAUAGAUUGUUAUACACAUAUAGGUCUGUGAGACCUUACUGGUUGUUCAGAACUUUUGUAUUGGGCUCGCUGAAAGCGAUAAAAAAUGAAAAUCUAUGCUUUUGAGAACAGUCAAAUUGUUUGUUGUUAUAAAAUGUACAGUGUAGAAUAAGUACCUCUUAAGCUUUCAAAUAGUAAGUUUGGAAGUCAUAUAUUUGCAUUUAUAAUUUAUUUUAAUUUACGGUGGUAUGGGUUUUUCAGUGCCAUGCAUUAUUUAAAAUCAAGUACAUCUAUAGCUACAUUUACAUGGACAUUUCUUACCAAGAACUUUUUCAUAUUCAUAAAAAGAACUAGUCAUAAUUUGUUAUUUUUGAACAAUAAACACUUAUUAUUGUUAUUGAUGACAUAAAUAUAUCUAUACUUCUAGUAUAAAAUUGGACAAAAAUGGGGGGACUUGAAAUUUUUAUGCUUCUGAAAAUUAUUAUGCUACAGUCAAAUUGUGAAAGAUAUAUAUCAUAUCAUAUUUCUUUUGACUGCAUUUAUUCAUGUGAUAGUAAAAAUAUAUGACCAUGUUGAAUACAAAAAUGUCUUGACAGUUUGUUAAAUGCUAGAUAUAAUUUUGUUUUGUUUUGUAAGGGUUGCUGUCUCAUUGAAGUAUUCCCUGCAUCCCCUUACAGUAUAAAUGUAAUUAUGGAUAAACAUAACAGAAUAUAUCUACACUUAAGUAAUGUAAUUAACUCUAACAGAUUAAAUAUAACCCUCCCCUCCUCUAUAAUUUAUAUACUAUAUAAAUCAGGUAAUAGCAUACCCGUACCUCAUUCAUAUGUCUCAGGAAUAACAGUAAAUCUUUUAACAUCACUUCUUUGAAACAUUUGUACCUCAUUUUAGCUUAUAUAUUAUAUACAUACAGUUAUAUAUACACUUGUACAUUAUCUUUUGUUUUAAGUAAUAUUACAUAAGAUAACAAUCAGUAGAAAUACCUCUUAUAUUGUACACAUAUGUCAUCCUAAACCUUUGUUAUAAAAACAAACAUACAAUAUUUAUCUUUUUUCCCCCUAAAUGACCAUCAAAUGUUCUGUCAUAAAAUUUGUCCAGUUAAGAUACUAAUGGUGAUCAUAAUACUUUGGUUCGAACUCUUCUUUAAUUAUAAAAAUGUACUUUGUAAUCCAAGAUAAUUUACUGAAAGUAGUUUUGUAACCUCCAUGGAAUAAACGAAUGUCUUUCUGUUAGGAAGGUUUAGUAUGGAUUAUUUGAAUAUGGGUCAUUGAUUUCAAAAUAUUCAUUUAUAAAAUAGAGUUCAUCUGUUAUCACAUUGUUAUGUACUUGUUAUAAUUGACUGUACUCACCAUCAUAGAUUUUCUUGUUUAUCUGUGUUACUAUGGAAACAUAAAUUAGUAGCCAAUUUCUUAUAUUUGUACUGAAUUGUGCUGAAUUAUAUUUUUGCAUAUAAUGCACAGAUUUGUCAAACAAAUGGUCGUUUAACUUUUUUGACAGGCGUUCUUUUGAAUUUAAUGUCAUCACAGUUUAUUCAUCAAAUGAAGAAAAACCUUGUUGGAGUGCUUGCUUUUUUGCUAAUUGUUUGUUUAUAUUAAAAUACAUGUAAUGUGGAGUAGACAUAUUGAUCUAGAUGAUUUAAAUACUGGUUUGUUUAAGUCUUUUUUUUUUUUAAUUCUAUUGACUAGAAUAAUUUCAUCAAUUUUGGUAAAUUUUUCAUACUACUCUAUACUGUUUUUCUGAUGAGAUUUUUUCAUAAUUGGGCAUUUCUUUUUUAAAAAAUAGCAUUAUUAUAUUUAAUAGUUAAUACCACAAGUACAUGCACAUUGAUGGAAAUGACCAACUAUUCCAUAUAUAACUUCUAAUACAUUUGUACAUGAGGUAAACUUCGUGUUAUUUUAAUUUUUAUUCACUGUAUGAAAGAUUUGUUAUUGAACAUAAAAAAUAAAUCUGUAUUUUUAUUACUCUCCUCAAGUCAAAUUCUGUACAGUUUUUCUUUAAGUACAAUUUAAUGUAUAAAUUUAUUUUGCCUUUUGAAGUUUAAAAUGUUUCCUACCUUUUGUUCACAACUUGGUACUUAUCUGUGUCUUCUUUUUUUAUCCUCCUAAAGUAUAAAGAAAUAUUAUAUAUAUAUAUAUAUAUAAAGUCUAUGUACAUGUAUAUGAUAAAUACUUGUUUUAAGCUAUUUGUUUUAAAAAUGAAAACGCUCUGUGCUUUUAACACUUUUUCUCAUCUUGUGCCAGUAAACUUUGUCAACCAGUGCAAUUGCCACAUUAAAGUAGUACUUUGAAAAA